Molecule: messenger RNA, 2318 nt
Organism: Brassica napus (rape)
Lineage: Eukaryota; Viridiplantae; Streptophyta; Magnoliopsida; Brassicales; Brassicaceae
Product: receptor-like protein 35
Exons: 2
Coding region: 201-1481 (426 amino acids)
Molecular function (GO): protein binding
Source: RefSeq, a predicted model, not a curated record
UCACCUGCUCAAGUGUUCGCCUCGGUGUGUUGGAUCUCUCAGGAAACCAUGUUUCAGCCACAAACAAGAGUCCAGUUCCCGUUUCCCCUUUGUUGUAUCAGUUGCACUUGUCGGGCUGCGGUAUCACCAAGCUUCCGGAGUUUGUAAGAUUGAAAAAUUUGGACAGUCUAGACAUUUCCAACAAUAAAAUCAAAGGGCAAAUGCCUGGCUGGUUAUGGACGCUACCAAAUCUUACUUACCUGGAUCUUUCCAACAACACUUUCACUGGCUUCGGAAACUCAAUGAAACAUGGGCUAUCUAUGGGAAAAUUGUUUGCCUCCAACAACAAUUUCACAGGAAAUAUUCCCUCAUUCAUAUGCGAUCUGCGUGGUUUAUCCAUUCUUGAUUUAUCAAACAACAACUUCAGUGGUGUAAUCCCUCCUUGUAUGGAAAAUCUCUAUCUGACAGUUCUAAGCCUUCGUCAAAAUCGUCUCCAUGGAGGUCUUCCAGAGAAUAUAUGUCAAUUCUCAACAACGCUUGAUGUCGGUCAUAACAAACUGACAGGGAAGCUUCCAAAAUCUUUGAUCAAUUCCUCUUUUCUUGAAGUUCUGAACGUGGAAAGCAACAUUAUCAAUGAUACGUUUCCAUUUUGGUUGAGUUCUCUACCACAACUAAAAAUUCUUGUGUUACGCUCUAAUGCCUUCCAUGGACCGAUACAUUAUACUUCGUUCCCUAAAUUGCAAAUCGUCGACAUAUCCCACAAUCACUUCAAUGGAUCUUUGUCAUCAGACUACUUUGUGAAGUGGAGUGCUAUGUCAUCAUUGGGGGACAAUUAUGAUCAGCGGUUUGACAAGUACAUGGGGGAUUCCUAUUACCAUGAUUCAAUGGUGUUGAUGAACAAAGGUUUAGAGAUGGAGCUAGUACGUAUCCUAAAGAUCUACACAGCACUCGACUUUUCAGGAAACAAAUUUGAAGGAGAGAUCCCAAGGUCCAUUGGUCUAUUGAAAGAGCUCCAUGUGCUCAACUUGUCCAACAAUGCUUUCACCGGCCACAUCCCUUCAUCUAUGGGAAACCUGACGGCUCUUGAGUCACUAGACGUUUCCCAAAACCAGCUUUCAGGAGAAAUUCCGCUAGAGCUAGGGGAACUCUCAUUCCUUUCCUACAUGAACUUCUCUCAUAACAAGCUCACUGGUCUAGUACCCGGAAGCACUCAGUUUCGAAGGGUGAAUUGCACUUCCUUUGAGGAUAAUCCGGGACUUUUUGGCCCUUCUCUUGACGAAGUUUGCAGAGAUAUCCACAUGCCAACACCGCAUGAAACACCAGAAUCAGAGGAAGAAGAAGAGGAAGAGGUGUUGAGUUGGAUAGCAGCUGUAAUAGGAGUAAUACCUGGUAUUGCCUUUGGAUGGGUGAUUGGAUACAUACUUUUUUCCUACAAACCAGAGUGGUUCAUCAACCCUUUUGUCCUAAACAAAAGCAGACGCAACCGCACCACAACUCAUUAAAAAGAUCUUUUAUAGCCUGCCUGAGGAAUCUGAAAGAAGAAAUACAAAGGAACCACUAUGUCUAUCCGUAUCAAAUAAGAUUUGGGGUAUCGUUUCUGGUUUUGCUUGGUGUUUUUCUCAUUACUCUGCUUUUUUACUUUUUUUAGCAAACUUCUUUGUUCCUCUGGUACUGUUUCCGUUUUAGCUUGGUGUGUUUUUUCUCUAUCUCUCUUUUUUACGUUUUAGCAAACUUCUUUGUUUCUCUGUAAUUGAACAACAACUAUGUUUCUUACGCUGAAAAUUACAAGCACAAAGACAUGCAUUUUUCCCCUCUUCAGUAUCUAAAACAUCAACUGUGUAGACUUGAGAUGAGGAAUAAACAGAUGAUCCAGAUAAAAGCUAUAAUCAACACAGGGUUUAGAAAAGGAUGUACAUAUUAUAUAUGGAUAUUUCGAUUGUUCAUAUCAAUGAGACACAUUAAUUCAUAGAAACUAUAGACUUUGCAAAUAUAAUUAUCAAGAUUCCAUUUUGUGUAUAUACAAAGUUCAAAUGGUUUUAAGCUUAUGAUUUUCGAAUGUGACAAUACAAAAAAAAAAAAAAAGUUUGCGUUGAUUUAUCUUGUGAUUGGUAAUAUUCUCAUUGAUAAUGAAUGAUGAGUAGAAGAGGAAGAGAAAUGGCUAGUAAACGGGUCUUGUUUUCUCCAUGUCCACACUUCCUUGUUCCUAAUUCUUUUUUUUUUUUUGAAUGAAUGUAAAAUUUUAUUCAAUCAAAACUUUGUACAUCAAGUGCUUCUGUUGUGUUUGUAAGAAACUUCUAUACUCUAGAUUCUAUGGAAAAAAAACCCCUUCAUGGUGGUCU